Molecule: messenger RNA, 1403 nt
Organism: Camellia sinensis
Lineage: Eukaryota; Viridiplantae; Streptophyta; Magnoliopsida; Ericales; Theaceae
Source: RefSeq, a predicted model, not a curated record
UGUUGGUUUAACAAACAAUCGCUGAGGUUUUAGCACUUUCCCCCUUCCCUUUCUUUCUCUGCAAAAAGGGUUUUAGGGUUUCUCUCUCUAAACUUUAUCUUCUUCGUCUCUCUCUCUCUCGCUCUUCAAAUCCGAAAGCCAUGGAUAGAUACCAGAAGGUUGAGAAACCGAAGCCCGAAACGCCCAUAAACGAGAACGAGAUCCGAAUCACAGCACAGGGUUUGGUUAGGAACUACAUCAGCUAUGCCACCAAUCUUCUUCAGGAGAAACGUGGGAGAGAGAUUGUCUUAAAAGCAAUGGGACAGGCAAUUAGCAAGACAGUAGCCAUUGCAGAGAUUAUAAAGCUCAUUCUUUACCUGAAACAGAGGAGAAUUCCCCAAUUGCAUCAAGAUACUGCCAUCAGUUCAGUAAGCAUAACGGAUGUAUGGGAACCCAUUGAAGAGGGUCUUUUACCUGUGGAGCAGACUCGCCAUGUCUCAAUGAUUUCAGUUACCUUGUCAACCAGGGAGCUAGACAAGAAUUCUCCAGGGUACCAAGCUCCAUCCCAGGUGGGCCAACCAAAGCCACAGCAAAAUUAUCAGCAGCAACAACCACCUCGACAGUAUAAUUAUCAUCAGCAACAGCAACAACAACAGCAACCUAGACAGUAUAAUUAUCAGAUGCAGCAACAACAACCUAGACAAACGCGUGCACCCUAUAAUGCUGUUAAUGAAGAUUCAUAUGGUCGUGGACAAGAUCGUGGCAGAGGGAGAGGGAGGGGAAGGGGGAGAGGAGGACGGGGUUGGGGCAGAGGUGGAUAUGGAAACUACCAAGAAAAUGACGGAUAUUCAAACUGGGGCCAAGGUGGUGGGCGUGGCAAUGAUGGAUAUUCAAACUGGGGUCAAGGUGGUGGGCGUGGCAAUGAUGGGUAUUCAAACUGGGGCCAAGGUGGUGGUCGUGGCAAUGAUGGAUAUUCAAAUUGGGGCCAAGGUGGGCGUGGCAGAGAUUGGGGGUACCGUGGUGCCGGGUAUGAAAGAGGGAGAGGUGGAGGGGGCAGAGGAGGCUAUGGACGCAGCCGUGGACGGAUGGGCAGGGGUCCAAGGGGUGGUGGCAAUCAGGCAUAAUGAUUGGGGGUUGGUGUGCUUUGCUCUAGCUGAAUGUUUGCCAUGGCUUAGCGGUUAUCAUAUUUUAAAGUCUGGUUUGGAAGUUUUGAAAUUAUGGCUUUAUGUUCUUCAGGGUUUUUAAGCAUUGAUUUUGUUCUUUUUGUGAAUGUGGGCAAAGCUUGUUUUAAACUCUGUUGCUGCUUUUUAUGUUAGCCAAAGAGCAAGUAGCCAAUUUCUAAUUGCUGUCAAUUUCACUCUUUGCAGUCCAAGUAUAUGCUUAUUGUAUUUAUUCAAUUAUCUUUAUUCAUAGGUUUUUUUUUU